CUGGUGGUCGACGAGGGACAUCGACUGAAGAAUAGGGAGAGCAAGCUCUUCUCGUGCUUGACCGGACGCAAUGGCUACAGGGCCAGUCAUCGACUGAUCCUAUCGGGGACCCCGCUGCAGGCUCGUCUUCUGACCUUAGCUCACUUCCCCUCCCCUCCUCCCAUCCAUGAACUCUGGUCUCUUCUCAACUUUCUGUUGCCCGAGGUCUUCGACACCAACGAGGACUUUCAAGAAUGGUUCUCGAAACCUUUCAGGACGGGAGACGACGAAGUUGACGUGGACGACGAGGAGAAGGAGUUUCUGAUCAAGUGCCUUCACGCCAUCUUGCGCCCUUUCAUGACGAGGAGGCUGAAAGCUGAUCUCAAAGACAUCAUGCAGCUCCCGGAGACCCGCGAGAACAUCCUCAAGUGCGAGUUCUCCUCGUUGCAGAAAGUUCUCUACCUCCAGAUGAACAAUCGAGUCGCCCAGCUCCGCAAGGUUUGCAACCAUCCCUUCCUCUUCGACGAGUACUUCCUCGGCAACGAGUUUCUCAUUCGCUCCUGCGGGAAACUUGAGCUCCUCGACCGCAUCCUGCCUAAGCUGCAAGCGGCGGAUCAUCGCGUGCUCAUCUACAGCCAGAUGGUCAAGUUACUACACAUCCUCCAGGGGUAUUGCGAGAUGAAAAGAUACAAGCAUCUUGUCUUGUCCGGAGAGAGCUCCUCCGAAGACAGGAUCAACAUGAUGAAGCUGUGGAAUGCCGAAGACUCCGAAUACUUCAUCUUCAUGCUCUCGACGCGGGCAGGAGGCCAGGGGAUCAACCUGCAGACAGCUGACACGGUCAUCAUCUACGAUAGCGACUGGAACCCGAUGAUGGACGAGCAGGCAAAGGCCCGCGUGCACAGACUGGGGCAGACGAAGCAGUGCCUCGUCCUGCGACUCAUCACCCCCAACACAGUGGAGGAGAAGGUAAACAAGAGGGCGCAGACGAGGCUGGCGAACGAGGACCUGGCGAUCGAGACCGGGAGGUUCAACCUGCGGACCGACGUGGAGGACACGCACGAGUUACUGAAGCAGAAGCUGGCGAAGGAGUUCGAGAGCAAGAUGGAGCAGGCGAAGGAGCAGGUGCACACGGACGAGGAGGUGAACGAGCUCAUUGCGCGAUCGCAAGAGGAGAUCGACCUGUUCAACGAGAUGGAC
Guillardia theta CCMP2712 is the source of this 1176-nucleotide messenger RNA. RefSeq lists its product as hypothetical. Gene Ontology annotation, molecular function: ATP-dependent chromatin remodeler activity; ATP binding; DNA binding. Gene Ontology annotation, cellular component: nucleus. The transcript is spliced from 7 exons. Gene Ontology annotation, biological process: positive regulation of transcription by RNA polymerase II. The annotation marks the transcript as partial. Lineage: Eukaryota; Cryptophyceae; Pyrenomonadales; Geminigeraceae. The record is from RefSeq and is a predicted model, not a curated record.